This is a messenger RNA of Vigna angularis (adzuki bean), 2137 nucleotides long. RefSeq lists its product as uncharacterized. Gene Ontology annotation, cellular component: membrane. The transcript has 10 exons. Gene Ontology annotation, biological process: molybdate ion transport. Bases 289 to 1638 code for a protein of 449 amino acids. Lineage: Eukaryota; Viridiplantae; Streptophyta; Magnoliopsida; Fabales; Fabaceae. The record is from RefSeq and is a predicted model, not a curated record. Gene Ontology annotation, molecular function: molybdate ion transmembrane transporter activity.
UCAUGACCUAUGGUACUGAAGACGUUAUUAUUAGGCUUCCACCACAUAGACAAAAUGUGAUCAGACGUAAGGAAUGCGCUUCGAUUUCCGUUAACUCCAUCCGCGGUAUAAGUUUCACUAAUCGAACCACCACCCGUCGUCGAUCAAAUCCAUCGUCUCCCUCAGUCUCACUCUCCGCCUCUUCCCGUUCUCGAACCGCAACCUAGGGUUUGCCUCAGAUUCCAAGGGAACGUGAUUUUUCUUGCAUUCUCCUUUCCUGCGUCUUCAGACCGAGAUUAUAAAAAGCCGAUGGGAGUAGUCAUUGAGAGCUCCGUUUGGGAACUAAAUCCAUCCGUAUACAUCUUCAUCUUCGUUUGUUGCUGCUUCUCGAUCUUUCUUUUCCCUCACAUCUCUAACCUCAACAGAACCUCCACAAUCUUCGACCAUGGAACCUCUCACUCGUUUCUCCGUUUCCAGCGGAAUUUCCUCUUCGUCUAUUCUCUCGCAUCAGUAAUGGAAGGUCUAUGGUCAGUGUUCGGGGAGUAUGAAUUUGCUUCGUAUGGAAUCGGCAGGGAAACUAUGGUUAAGUCUCUGUGUUACGGAUAUACAACAGCUCUCUUCGCUGCUCCUUUCCUUGGCGUAUUUUCGGAUAUGAUAGGUCACAAGAAAGCUAGUUUAAUCUUUUGCAUUCUACACUUCAUUUUUGGCGUAUGGAAGAGGAUUUCAGAGCAGCCAAGUGUAUUCAUGAGUAGCAUAUGUCUCUCUCUGGCCAAUACAAUAUUUUCAUUCAGUUUUGAGAACUGGAUGGUCACUCAACACGAAAAGCAAGGGCACAGACCUGAUUCGCUUAAUGAUACAUAUUGGUUAAUGUCUUUCUUUGAGUCUUCAAGUUUUAUUGCCAGCCAAAUGUUUGCAAAUUGGCUUAUUGGUAAUGAUACGGAAAAAAACACUGCUCCUUCAUUUGUUGUUAUUUUUUUUGCUGCCACAUGCUUCACUUUUAUCACCAGAGGAUGGACAGAAUCUUCUGGAACAGCAUCUCUUAAGGAGUACAGUCGCUCCUUCUAUGCCUACAUUUUAGGUGAUAAAAGGAUAUGGUUGUUGGCGUGGGCACAAGCUUGCCUUCACUUCUCUAUAGGAAUUUUUUGGAUCAUUUGGGCGCCUACAGUGGUGGCUGAUGGGCGAGAAGUGCAACUGGGCUUGAUAUAUCCAUGCUUUCUGGGCUCAAGAAUGAUAGGAAGCACUGCAUUUCCGUGUCUCACUAGUGGACCUUCAUCGCUUAGAACUGAGGACUGCCUAGUUUUCGCUUACAUUAUACUGGCUCUUCUUCUGUCUAUUGUGGCUUAUGACUAUCAGGAAAUUAGGGUUCUGGUGACGCUAUUUUGCUUGUUUCAUGCAUGUGUUGGGUUUGUUUUACCAUCACUUGCUAGAUUGAGGACCAUGUAUGUUCCUAAUGAAUUGCGUGGAGGGAUGAUGGGCUUCUCUCUUGCCCCUGCAAAUGGAGCGAUUCUGCUUUCUGUGAUGCAGGGUGGAUAUUAUCGGAAUGUAGGAAAUGCAGCAUUAAUGGCAUUUGGUGUGUGUGGUUUAUUGCUAGCAGCUGGUUGCAUGCAUGCCCUAAAGCAAUGGGGUAAGCAACCGUAUAACAACUGGCAUAAGCAGUGAAUAUAUGCCCCUUUGGCAGGCUUUGGUAGUGGUGAUGACAGACCUUUUAUUGAACGCAAUGAGGAAGGAGUAAAGAGAUGAAGAACUUAGAUGAUGCCAAUUCAGGCAGGUCAUAAAUUUCAAAAAGGAUACAAACAUCGACUACUACUUGCAUACUUUGCUGCUUGGGUUUGCUUAUGGAGGAUAUAUUCAAUUGCACAAGCUUUGGAAAUUGCUUUCAGAAUCUGUAUCUCGAUGAAUGCGAGCUUCUCCAGAAGAGCACCUUAAAGAUCAUAAGGUGAAAAUUGAAUUAUGGUUUGGUUAUGUUAUCAUAUCAAAGUAGUCAUGUUAUGAGCUGGGUUAGUUUAUUCAAAGUUUCUUAGCAUAAACCAUGACACUGACUAACCCUAGCAUGUUAAGUAAGAAGGUUUAUAUGAAGUCACAGUCAAAACAUUUGAAGCUGUGAUGUGAUUUCAUCAAUUUGAUCAAAAGACAAUUCAGCCGGUAACAAUUUCGUUUA